GCAAUGUCGUUCUGUUGUUUAUUACAGAACGUUGGGGCUUUCAGUCGGGAAUCAAAAUAUUAGGAAAUUUAUUUGUAACCAGCUUUAGUAGCUGAGAGUAAGAAGAAUAAUUUUUUCUUAUUUUUCUGAAGUUGAGAUUUUUAACUAUUCAAAAACCAUUUAUUUUGAAUGUUGAGAAGGAGGAUGGCGGCAUCGUACAUGUCUCCCCGGUACAACAAUGACCUCGAUUAUGAUGACUGUGUCAGUUCGGACUAUGACGACGACCGAGAUAUUGAAGCUAAUCUCUCAGACGAAGACACAGAAGAUGCCAGUGAAACUGACAUGGUCAAGCGAGAAGAGGAGUACACGGAAAUCAAGGAACAGAUGUACCAGGAUAAACUAUUACAAAUAAAGAAGCAACUACAGCAAUUACAGGAAGGAGUUCUUCCUGAAUAUAUGAAGAAAAACUGUCGGAUUGAGCAACAGUACCGUGACCGGCUGCUCAGUAAUGAGAUUUGGAGAGGCUACGAGCAAGAAGUUGUUGAGAAAGAAUGGAUUAAAGAAAAACAAGCUGCUGUGAAGGACUUUGAGGAAAAGAAAUUUGGGUUGAAGGAAAAUUUAAUUGCUGAGUUUGAAGAAAAGAAAAGACAUAUUGAGAAUGAACGUAGCACCAUGGAAUUAACAGGAGACUCAAUGGAAGUGAAGCCUGUUAUGACCCGGAAGCUACGACGGAGACCUAAUGACCCUAUGCCUCUUCCAGAGAAAAGGAGGAAACCUUCUCCUGCUCAACUAAAUUACAUUCUUGAUGAAAGUGAGAUUCUGGAAGACCUGAAAGCAUUGAAUAAAUUGUCUGGACGUCCUCUGCAAAAAAAGCCUGUCUCUCCACCAAACAGUGCAGAUAGCAGUCUGCCAAUGGAGGCUAAAAUUGAAGAUGGCCGGCUUUACUAUGAUAAAAGAUGGUUCCAUAAGGGACAGCCAGUAUAUAUUGAGGCCAAAGAUAUGGAGAAGAUAAUGGGAAUUAUCAGUACCAUAGGAACGCAAGAGAUCUGGGUGAAGCGUUGUGACAACAACAGUAAGCUGCGCAUUUAUUUGACACAGCUACAGAAAGGCAAAUACAGUAUGUGUCGUCGUUCUAUGUGACUAGCAACCGGGGUCAAGAAACGGCAAAGAAGAGCAACAUGGUCACAUUAUGAAAUAACCUGAAAAAAGUUGCAGACUGUUUUCUGGCCCCACCCUCUACAGAAAGCUGCUUGAUAAUUUUUGAUGUCUCUUAUAAAGAGGUCUUCAGACCAAUAUUAUCUAUUGCAGACCAAAAUUAAAGUGUAAAGGUGCACUUUGCCUGGAUGUUGACCCGAGUACUGAAGGAAGUUGUCUUUCACGUCAAAACGUCCUCCACUCAGAGUACAAAGGCUUUUGUAACCACAGACUCAGAUGAAUUUUUAUGUUUUCCUAAAAUUCCUUUUGUCAUUCCAUAGAAAUUUAAAUUUCUAAUGUUUUAACUGUAUAUAAACACAAUUCAUACACA
Octopus bimaculoides (California two-spot octopus) is the source of this 1504-nucleotide messenger RNA. Its product is annotated as sin3 histone deacetylase corepressor complex component SDS3. Lineage: Eukaryota; Metazoa; Mollusca; Cephalopoda; Octopoda; Octopodidae. The record is from RefSeq and is a predicted model, not a curated record.